AUGCCCAGCAACCUCUGCGGCCAUCUUCGGAAGAUAUUUGCUGUACAUGGGCUUCCAGAGAAAGUAGUCACAGAUAACGGUGCAAAUCUUGUGUCAGAGGAAUUUGAGGUGUACCUGGCAACGCAUGGCAUCCAGCAUCGGAAGGUCACACCCUACUGGCCUCAGGCGAAUGCAGGGGUUGAACGAUUUAACAAGACAAUUGAGAAGGCAAUUCGCACUGCGCAUGCUGAAGGAAAGGAUUGGCGCACUGACAUCCGGGAGGCAGAGGGUAAGAACCAACAAGCCAAGCAGGGCACAAAGGUUUAUACAGACAAGAGAAACAGAGCGAGUCCAUCAGACAUCAAAUCAGGAGACAAAGUGCUGUUACAGCAGGUGCGGCAGAACAAGCUAUCAACGCUGUAUGACCCUCAACCCUACACAGUGCUAGAACGUAAGGGACCGAGCCUUAUUCUGCUGCGAAGAAAUGGACGUGUGUUCAUGCACAAUGUAUCGCAUGUCCACAAGUUGCACCAGAACACUGCUGUACGGGAGGAAGAUGAUUAUGUGAUGGAUUGUGAUCUUCCACAGGUAAUGAAUCCUCCACGGGCAGCAGAACAAGAUACGCGAAGAUCUGCUCGUGUCAGACGUGCACCGGCACAUCUGAGGGACUAUCAGUUACACUGA
This is a messenger RNA of Stylophora pistillata, 663 nucleotides long. RefSeq lists its product as uncharacterized. Lineage: Eukaryota; Metazoa; Cnidaria; Anthozoa; Scleractinia; Pocilloporidae. The record is from RefSeq and is a predicted model, not a curated record.